Electrophorus electricus (electric eel) is the source of this 2171-nucleotide messenger RNA. RefSeq names its product TSC22 domain family, member 3 (gene tsc22d3). Gene Ontology annotation, biological process: regulation of transcription by RNA polymerase II; negative regulation of activation-induced cell death of T cells. NCBI's taxonomy places the organism in Eukaryota, Metazoa, Chordata, Actinopteri, Gymnotiformes, Gymnotidae. The record is from RefSeq and is a predicted model, not a curated record.
GGGAAAGAAAAGCUAAGCAGCUUCUGGUUUUGCUUUUAAAUGCAUUCCUGCUGAAUCGCGUCGUCUCCCCUCCGCACACAGAACUGGUGUGGCACUCACGAACUCGAACACUCUCACUUGCACACACCCGUCACAUUCGCAGAGCGAUUGCACAUGCACACACGCACAGCCUCAGUACCUGGUGCACUAGAAACUCCAAGACAGGAGCACCUGCAGGGCAGCCAGCUGAGGAGGUGACAAAGGAAGGAACUCCACACACAAGCUCGCGCGCCUGAACCACACACAUAGACACACACUUUGGUGGAGAGUGGCACACGAGUGUGGGACAGAGGGUAGCUCUCAGUGGUAGCGUCUCUGUCAUCCUGGUGCACGUGCUUGAGGUGUCUCGAUGUCGGACGAGGGGUGCCGCUCCCCCAUCGGUCUGGACUGUUGUAACUGCUGCCUGGAUCUGGCCAACGGCUGCGAGCCGGAUCCGGGGCCAGGCCGAGCGCAUCACGCCAGCCUGGGCAGCCCCACUUCUCUCAACAACUUCAGGCAGCUUCGGGAUCAGCUGCUCUACCAGAACCUCAACACAGACAAGCUGAACAAUAUCAUGAGGCAGGAUUCCCUGGAGUUGGUAGUGCGGGACCCCUGCUACCUGCUCAACGAGGGCAUCUGCAACAGCAACAUUGACCAGACCAUGCUGUCCAUCCUCCUCUUUUUCCACAGUGCCUCUGGUGCAAGCGUUGUGGCAAUUGACAACAAGAUCGAACAAGCAAUGGAUCUUGUAAAGAACCACCUUAUGUAUGCAGUCAGGGAGGAAGUGGAAAUCCUGAAGGAGCAGAUCAAGGAACUGGCGGAGAAGAACAACCAGCUGGAACGUGAGAACAGCCUGCUGAAGAACCUGGCCAGCCCCGAACAGCUGGAGAAGUUCCAGUCGCGCCUUCCCUCAGAGGCCGUGCUCUCGCUGGAGCAUCCGGACCUGGGCACAUCCGAGCAGCGAGGCUCUGGAUCGGCCGUGUAAGUGGCUCUGCCAAGGGGCGGGCAGAGCCACAGCCCUCACCUGAAAUGGACCUCCUGAGUCGCCGCCAUUGUUGUUGUUGCAUGGCUUCUGAGUGAAGCUGGCUGUACAGACACAAAAACCUGACCAAGCGACUGCAUCCGACGCUCCGGAGGCCUUCGACUGUUGUGUAAUAUCCGACAAUCUCUUCGGACUGAUGCGGCAAAGAGAGAGCGCUGUAGAUGUCCGAGGUUACUGUACAACAGGACCGGCAGCUGUGCGCCAUGGGGCCUGGCCUGGUCUUUCUCUUGCUCACUUGUCACGGGAAGAGAGGGGCUCGUCUGACGGGGCUGGCCCGCUGGCCCAAGCUGUGAAAUGUUGUGGUCGCAUGUCCUUGACCUGUCCGUGUGGAGCCAAGGACACAUUCCCUUUAAAAAACUCCAGUCUCACAAGAGCCUCAUGUGGAGCUUUUACUGCUACAAUCCGUCUGGUGUCUCUGGCCUUGGCUGACUGUACCACAUACAUAUGGUCUCAUGUUAGUGGUCUCUCGUAUACAAGACCACAAGGGCUCAUGUAGUUGAAAACUGUUGAGCUGGACUUGUGCAGAGUACUGGUCCUCUCUGUCACAUUGGUAAUUUAUUACCAUACGAUUCAUAUGUCUUGCUUUUAAUCUCUGCAGAUGGGGCUUGCUGCUUAGAGGGGAAUUGCUGUUUUUUUGAAACUGCAUAAAAUCAACUUGUUUAUAUUCUUUGUGUAUAAACUGAUGAUUAUUGUGGGGAUAGACGUAUGCAGACAUUUGCUUAGUUCUGUAAACUAGCACCUGAUAUAAAGUGCUUUGGAAUGAUGGAGAGGAGGAGCUUCUACUCUCUUGCUGCAUUUGCACUCUUGACACACCUCUGGUGAUCUCACAUGCUAGCCUGCCUGUUGGCAGGACUUGUGUGAGUGCAUGUUGAGGAGCAUCCCAUGCUCCUGAAUUAACGUAGUGCUCUUUAACUACCAAAGACUUGCCUCAUACUCACAUGUCAGCUAGUACCACAUGUUACUACACAGGGCUGAGGUGUCCCUUUCUGCUGUCAGCAGACUUUUCAAAUCUGAGGUAUUGUUGCUUCACUGUGUCCAUAGAGCGGAGUUUUUCAGUGAUGUAAGGAUACAAAAUGCACACUGCAAUAAACCUUAUGUUUACACAAAAUUA